This is a messenger RNA of Manihot esculenta (cassava), 2810 nucleotides long. RefSeq names its product SUN domain-containing protein 4. Lineage: Eukaryota; Viridiplantae; Streptophyta; Magnoliopsida; Malpighiales; Euphorbiaceae. The record is from RefSeq and is a predicted model, not a curated record. Gene Ontology annotation, biological process: protein folding in endoplasmic reticulum. Bases 1045 to 2802 code for a protein of 585 amino acids. Gene Ontology annotation, cellular component: cytoplasm; membrane. The transcript has 4 exons.
AACGGCGACAAUGGUAAUGAAGCCACGGCACUACGCGCUCGGUCCCCUUAAUCUGCGUCGUUGCCGUGUUCUUUCUUCUUCUUCUUCUGUACAAAAUCCCAAUUCUUCUCCUAUCCUUUUUAAUUCCAUAAUUCGCUUCCAAUUCGCCUGCUGAAUCUCUCCAAAUUUCCUUCUACUAUAUUUCCUCUUUCCGAUAAUUCAGAAUCUAGGUAAUCUGUUGAUUCCUGUUUAAACCAAGUGUGAGUGUGUGUAUGUGUUUUUAAAUCUUGUGUAUUUAAUGCUUUAUUAAACAUGUACAAGAUCUCAUUUCUGCUUUCAUUGAGCUUUUUUUAAUAUAUAUUGUUCGGAUGUCUUAUCUUCUAGUUUCGGAUUUUGUUGUUUAGUGAAAUAUUUUAUAUUUGAAUUUUUUACAUGGCAACAGCGUGGUCUAUGCGUAGAAUUGGGGAAUUGUAAUCUGGGUUUUCAAUGUAUGUUAGUUUGUGUUAUUUCAUAAUCGAUUUUGGUGAAGCAGUGUUUUCUUAUGACCCUUGGCUAUUUUGCUUUGCUGCUAAGGUGAAUUUUCUGUAUUUUCUAAAGAUACCCAUUUGUAGUUUAUUGAGCUGGAUGUAGAUAGUGAAUUUAUUCGCAAGCUAAUUACUUGUAAUUCCUUGUUUAGACGUUUCUAAAUCAGAUUUUACUUUCCUAAAUGUUGAAGUAAUGCUUGUUUGCUUUUUCAUUUUAUUGGAGAUUAUGCUUUACUUGUCCGUUACAAUGUACCUCUUGCUAUUUUUUCCUAUCAAGUGCUUCUGUUUGUCAUUGAAGAAUACGUGGUGGCAGUUCAUUGAAUUUCACGUGGAAUAGCUGAAUCUAUAAGCUAAAUUCACUUUUUUUUUUAUUGAAGUUUGAGAAUACACAUGAGAGUAUAGUAUAUUAGUGCUGAUUUGGAGCAAAAAACUUGUAUUCUGUAAAUUGAAAUUAACAAAGGCGAGUCCUUGUGUUAUCUGAUGCAGGGUGCUCCAUUAUUUUUUAAUCUAUAAGCUGUCAGGCUCUUUGGAUUGAUGUACAAUGCAGAGAUCACGUAGAGCUCUUCUUCAAAGAAGAGCUUUUGAGAAGGCUAUCGGUGGAAGAACUCUGUUGUGCAAGGUUUCCCUUUCUUUGUUUCUUGUUUUAUGGGGGCUUUUCUUCCUGUUCAGCUUAUGGAUCAGUCGUGGUGAUGGUUAUAGGGAUGAAUCUGUAGUGCAUACAGCUGGCAUAUCAACUUGCAACGAAGCAAAUUUGGAAUGUUGUAAAUUUUCCGAGUCCCUGGAAAAAGUUUUUUUAAAUGAAAUUUGUUCUGUUCGUUCAGAUGAAAGUUUGUGUACAGAUAGAGCUGAAACCAGGGGUUCCAACAAUGAGUUACUUGGUAGUGAAGGAAACACAGAAGAUGCCUUUGUUAUGGAGCAACAUGAAGCAAUCUCUGUUUCAGAUGUGAAAUUUGAAAAUUCUAAGAUUAAUAGAUUAUCUAAUUCUGUACCCUUGGGUCUUGAUGAAUUCAAAAGCAGAGCAUUCAGCUCGAAAAGUAAAUCAGGAACUGCUCAAGCUGGAGGUGUAAUUCAUAGAGUAGAGCCUGGGGGUAAAGAGUACAAUUAUGCAUCAGCAUCAAAGGGAGCAAAGGUAUUGGCUUUUAAUAAGGAAGCGAAGGGACCCUCUAAUAUCUUAGGCAAAGACAAGGACAAGUACCUUCGAAAUCCAUGCUCUGCUGAAGAGAAAUUUGUUGUAAUAGAACUUUCAGAAGAAACCUUAGUAGAUACAAUUGAAAUAGCAAACUUUGAGCACUACUCUUCUAAUUUAAAAGAUCUUGAGCUGCUUGGCAGUUUGGUUUAUCCAACAGACUCAUGGGUCAGGCUUGGAAAUUUUACAGCUGCUAAUGUUAAACAUGCUCAAAGGUUUGCUCUUCAGGAGCCACAAUGGGUGAGAUAUCUAAAGCUGAAUCUUCUUAGCCAUUAUGGUUUCGAGUUUUAUUGUACUCUAAGUGUUGUUGAAGUUUAUGGAGUUGAUGCUGUGGAAAGAAUGCUGGAAGAUUUGAUCUCUGCUGAAAACAAAAUUGUAUAUGAAGAGGGAACUGGUGAGCAGAAACUACCCUCUCAAUCAGAGUUUUCAUAUGUUGAUGAUUUUGAUCAGGAACUGAAUAUGGAAAUUGAAUCUGGCACUUCAGUUGGGAACUCAAAUGUAAGGCGUGAAGUUCUGAAAAAUAAAGUGCCAGAUCCAGUGGAAGAAAUUCGUCACCAGCAAGUAGGUAGAAUGCCUGGGGACACUGUGCUUAAAAUAUUGAUGCAAAAAGUCCGUUCUCUGGACUUAAGUUUAUCUGUUUUGGAACGAUAUUCGGAGGAGGUGAAUUAUAGAUAUGGCAAUAUUUUCAAAGAAUUUGACAAAGAUUUGGGAGAGAAAGAUUCUGUUUUAGAGAAAAUCACAUCUGACAUAAAGAAUAUCUUUGACAGCCAGGAGAUCAUAGCUAAAAAUGUUGAUGACCUUCUUUCUUGGAAAUCUCUUGUUUCUACGCAGAUGGAUAUUCUCCUCAGUGAUAAUCUUGCUCUAAGAUCAAUGGUUGAAGGUGUUCAAAGGAAACAAAUAUCUAUGGAAAAUAAGGGUAUAGCUAUAUUUUCUAUUUGCUUAAGUUUUGGAUUUCUAGCUUUUGCAAGGCUAUUGGUAGAUAUAUGGUUGAGCCUUUAUAAGGCAUUUAGUGUUCAGAGAACAGAGAAGUCCAGGAAAUUUUGUUGGAUGAGCUCUUCCUGGCUCUUGUUAUUAUUCAGCUGUAGCAUUAUUUUGUUAAUAUUAUCGUUAUAAUUUUGCAA